AUGAAUUUAAAUUACUUUGGAGUCAAUAGAGGAUCAUCAAGCAAUAAUAACAGUCAAAACAAUACUCCAACUCUCGGAGGUAUCAAACUAAGUUCGAGUCAACAAUCCACGUCCAGUAGUGUAAUUAGCAACAGCCAUAGCAUCAAUAGUGCUACCAGCAGCUAUUCAUCAACCACGUUUGCAAGUAGUAUUAGUAGCUCAAGCACAACUGGUCUUCCGAUGUAUCAUCAUCAUCAUCAACAACCAUCCACUCCUUCUUCCGAUCACGAUGAUUUGGAACAAGAUAGAAAUGAAAUUCUCAAUGCAGAACCUCACAUUCUUUGUUCAUCGAGCAUCAACAUCAGCCCAAAUCCUCAAGAAAAGAAGGCUGGAGGAUCAGGAUUGAAUGCAUUGAGUGCCUCUCCUGAUUCUAGAUUAAUUGCUGUUGGAGGUCGAAAAUUAUUUAGAAUUGUGAGAGCCUCGUUUCAAGAAGAUGAAAAGAAGUUCAAACUCGAUAUUCCAAUCACAAUAUAUUACUCAGGAAAGAAGAGUAUGGAUUUUGCGGUUGUUGAUCUCAAAUGGCAUCCAACACUUCCGAAUGUGAUUGCAACUGCUCCUCCGAACGGAAAAGUAAUUCUGUGGAACGUGAAUAGCAGUUCGAAAAGUGGCAAGAUUAUUACGAGAUUUAAUGGUCACGAAUGUACUGUUAAUUCCUUGUGCUGGCAACCACAUCAAGAGAAUAAUUUAUUGAGUGCUAGUGUCGAUCAUACGGUUCGUUUGUGGGACAAGAGACAAGGUGGUGAUUCUGUUCAAACCUUCAACUGUGGAAGUGUUGUGAGAAGCAUCAAAUUUAACCCAUUUUUCCCUAAUGUCUUUGCAGCAGCUACGGACGGUGGAGACUUUCAAGUAUGGGACAUCAGAAAGCCAAACCUCUAUCAAAAGAAGGUACCAGCUCAUAAUGGUUUAAUUCUUUCUCUGGAUUGGCAUCCAAAGAAGGGAAGUAUCAUUGCCACCGGAGGUAGAGACCGAGUCCUUAAGGUUUGGGAUCUCAACGAUACAAAGAAGCCCUUGUCAACAGUUCAAACGAUUGCCAGCAUUGCUAAAAUUGCUUGGAGACCUGGCAAUUAUAAUUCUCAUAUCGCUAGUUGUGCCAAGAAUGAAGUUGGUUCAACAUGCAACAUUAAUUUGUGGGAUAUUAGCUCUCGAUAUGUUCCCCUAUUAACAUUUACAGGACAACGUGCAGAUGUUACAGAUAUUGCAUGGAUGAACAAUUAUCCUAAUUUAAUGAUGAGUUGUUCCAAAGAUAAUACUUUUAUGAUUCAUAGUGUUUACGAAGCUGAGUAUGAAAAAGCGAGUCUUCCUACUACUUCACUUUCUUGGAAUAUUAAUAAUGAGCUAGUCAGUUAUUAUGAUGAGAUUGAUCGAGAACAACAUCAACGAUAUCAAACUAUCCUUCAGACAGUAGCUAAAAAUCCUCCUUCAGUGAUCAAACAAAUUAACAGGGAGACUGAAGUAUUUACAUUCAAGGAGGCUCACUUGAACAAAACAAUUAAUGUUAUCAAGAGUACUGACCAAGAAUGUGAUUUAUUUGCAGAGUCUGAUGUUUCAAAAAUCAAGUAUUUAGCUGAAAAUUAUGUACUUUUUCGGAGAUGA
This is a messenger RNA of Naegleria fowleri, 1632 nucleotides long. RefSeq lists its product as uncharacterized. The transcript has a single exon. NCBI's taxonomy places the organism in Eukaryota, Heterolobosea, Eutetramitea, Acrasida, Naegleriidae. The record is from RefSeq and is a predicted model, not a curated record. Bases 1 to 1632 code for a protein of 543 amino acids. Gene Ontology annotation, molecular function: protein binding. Gene Ontology annotation, biological process: positive regulation of TOR signaling.